CAAGCCAAUCUCUCCACUGCUCGUGCUAUAUUUUGUCGCGAUUCCUGUUGCAUUGCCGCUCUCAGACGAAUUUUGGAUUCCUCACGUUUUCACUGCCCUCACACUCUCACUAUGGAGGUACCCACGGCGACUUCUCUCCGCGACAUAUACCCCGAGGAUGCCGUCUCGACACAGGCACAGCGAUGGGAGAGGCUUCUUUCGCAAUUCAAGGAGUUGUAUGGCAAACAGGCAGAAUUUGUAGCGCGGAGUCCAGGGCGAGUCAACAUCAUCGGCGAGCAUAUCGAUUACUCCUUGUAUGAAGUUCUUCCUAUGGCUAUCACCGCAGACUUCAUCAUGGCUGUUGCCGUACGGCCUGCAGACGAGAAACCACGGAUACGCAUCGCGAGCACCCAAUCGCAAAAGUUCCCCACGCGCGAAUUCGAGAUACCUGCUGAAGGCGACCUGCCCAUUAAUGCCACCGAGCAUGAGUGGACAAAUUACUUCAAGUCUGGUCUUCUUGGCGUGUCGAAGCUUCUGUCCCGGAAGCAGGGCAAGCACUUUGUCUCGCGCGGUAUGGACAUCUUAUGCGAGGGAACCGUGCCUAGUGGAGGAGGCUUGUCCAGUUCCGCCUCUUUCGUGUGCACAAGCGCCCUGGCCAGUCUCAUCGCCAAUGGAGAAACCAAGGUCGACAAGAAAGAGCUGUGCGAGCUUGCUAUCGUGUCGGAGCGGGCUGUGGGUGUCAACUCAGGCGGCAUGGAUCAAGCCGCAUCCGUAUUUUCCCUGCGAGGCAGUGCCCUCUACGUGACAUUCAAACCCUCCCUCGACUACACAACACUUAGCAUACCGCAAACGGACCCCGAACUUACUUUUGUCACGGCCCAGAGUUUCGUUGCCGCCGACAAACACGUCACAGCGCCCGUAUGCUAUAACCUACGUGUAGUUGAGUGCACGCUGGCGGCUGUCUUCCUUGCAAAAGCAUUCGGACUCAAGCGUCAACUACCACAAGACUCCUCCCCUCUCGGUGUCAGCCUGCGCAGCUUCCACGAUGCUUACUUUGAAGAGAAGAACAGCAUAGCAGAUAAUACGAAAACCUCGGUAUCUGAUUUUGAAGGGCAGCUCACACAGCUUAUCAAGCUAGCAGAAGAUUACCUCCCACAAGAAGACGGCUACUCCCGCGCUGACAUCUGCGGACUUCUCGGCACUACCGAAGAAGAGUUGAACCAACAGUACAUGUCCAAGUUCCCGGUCCGGGCGGAGAGGUUUUUGCUUCGACAACGCGCGCUCCACGUUUUUACAGAAGCUCUCCGUGUGAUCAAAUUUCGCCAACUACUUGCUGCGCCUCCGGCGGACGGCAAAGAACUUCUCAAGGGUCUCGGCGAUCUGAUGAACGAAACACAAGACUCUUGUCGCGAUGUCUACGAUUGCAGUUGCCCUGAGCUUGACGAAUUAUGCAGUCUCGCACGAGGUGCAGGUGCCGUUGGUAGUCGCCUGACUGGUGCGGGCUGGGGAGGUUGCAGCGUGCAUCUUGUGCCCAAGGACAAGGUAGAUGCCGUGAAGCAGGCGUGGGUAGAAAAGUAUUACAAGAAGAAGUUCCCCGAUAUUACGGAAGAAAAGUUGGAAGAGGCGGUUGUUGUCAGUAAGCCUGGCAGUGGCAGUAUGAUUUUCAAGGUUGUAGGAGAUGGUGUCGUCUAA
This is a messenger RNA of Periconia digitata, 1671 nucleotides long. NCBI's taxonomy places the organism in Eukaryota, Fungi, Ascomycota, Dothideomycetes, Pleosporales, Periconiaceae. The record is from the annotation of a GenBank genome assembly.